Messenger RNA from Trichoderma citrinoviride, 2352 nucleotides. Its product is annotated as glycoside hydrolase family 92 protein. The transcript has 6 exons. The record is from RefSeq and is a predicted model, not a curated record. Bases 1 to 2352 code for a protein of 783 amino acids. Gene Ontology annotation, cellular component: cytosol; nucleus. NCBI's taxonomy places the organism in Eukaryota, Fungi, Ascomycota, Sordariomycetes, Hypocreales, Hypocreaceae. Gene Ontology annotation, molecular function: carbohydrate binding; peptide-N4-(N-acetyl-beta-glucosaminyl)asparagine amidase activity. Gene Ontology annotation, biological process: protein deglycosylation; protein quality control for misfolded or incompletely synthesized proteins; carbohydrate metabolic process.
AUGUUCCCUUUGGUGAUGCUCGGCAUUUUGGCCGAAGCUCUGACCGUUGCUGCAUCACCAGCUCGGCAAGAAGACCUCUCAACCUACGUGAAUCCCUUCAUUGGCACGGCGGGUCCCGAUGGAACUGGCGCAAAUUCUGGUGAUACAUUCCCCGGUGUCUCUGUGCCUUUUGGGGUCGUGAAGAUUGGCCCAGACACUACGGAGAUGAACCCAAGCACAAAUGCCUUUGCUGGAUACACGCCUGAUGGAAAUGUCACUGCAUUUACCUGUUUUCAUGAGUGUGGCAUUGGAGGGGCCUCAAAGUACGGCGUUGUCGGACACAUGCCGCUCACAACUAUCUCCGGUAUCAAUGUCCUUGACAAUGCUACGUACCAGCAGCCUCGCUUGGCGAUGGACAGAGCCUCUGUUGGCUACUACCGGUCUGAUUUGGCCAACGGCGUAACGGUAGAGCUCACUGCCUCCAAUCAUGCGGGAUUCAUUCAGUACACGUAUCCCAAGGACACUGAGCGUAUCGUCCUCUUCGAUGUGUCGCAUAACUUGCCAUCUUUGGCCGAGUUUGUCAAGUCGCAAUCAUACAGCAAUGGUCAGAUUGAGGUCAAGAAGAAAGGCCAGAGAGUACAGGGCUGGGGGGUUUGGAGAGGCGGCUGGGGAGGCACUGGCAUCAAUUGGGGAGUCGGAUCUGAUUACAAGAUCUACUUCUGCAACGACUUCGAUUCCACCCCCUCAACCUGGCAAUACUUUUCCGGGCCGUGGAAUGCUCCAGACAACCCUCCUAGCCCUUCUACGCCAGUGACCUGGGGCAACGCAUCUACAAAUCCACAUGGAGUCCAAGGCGGAGCCGAUGGUGAUGAAGCUGGCAAUAGAGUUGGCGCCUUAUUCACGUUUCCAUCCAAGACAGCGGUUGUCAAGUCCAAGAUUGGAGUCUCGUUCCUCUCCGUGGAGAAGGCCUGCUCGUUUCAGAGCGAGAUCUCAUCCUGGACACUGAACAAGACUGUCGAGGCAACCAAGAAGCUGUGGAAUGAGGAGGUUUUCAGCAAAAUCUCGAUUCAAGAACCCGCCAAAAACGAGUCACGGUUGACCCUCUUUUACUCUGCGUUGUAUCGCAUGCACCAGAUGCCGUCUGACAGGACGGGAGAGAAUCCAGACUGGACUUCCAACGAACCAUACUAUGACGACUACUACACCCUUUGGGAUACGUUUCGUUGUCUCAACAGCUUCUAUCUUCUGGUGCAGCCCCAGCGAGGCAUCGACAUGAUUCGUUCACUCAUUGACAUAUGGAGGCACGUCGGCUUCAUGCCAGACGGUCGCAGUGGCAAUCACAAUGGCAAAGUGCAAGGCGGUAGUAAUGCUGACAAUGUCUUGGCCGAUGCGUAUGUAAAGGGCUAUACGGGGGGCAUCAACUGGAAAGAUGGCUACAAGGCUGUAUGGACCGAUGCAGAAGUCGUUCCGCCGCCUAACAAUGACCCAGAAGAUGCAACCUGUACGGAUAAUCAAGGUCGAUGUGGACUUCCCGAUUGGAUCAAGCUCGGCUAUGUGUCGACAACUUUCUCAUCGAGUAUUAGUCGCACGGUUGAAUACUCCCUCAAUGACUUCGCGGUGAGUCAAAUAGCAAAGGGCAUCGCGCCUCAUGACUAUCAGAAGUAUUUGAACAGAUCGAGCAACUGGAAAAAUCUCUGGAAUCCGGCGAUCAACCAGUAUGGCACGUCCGGGUUCCUCGGUCCUCGCAGCCCCGAUGGAACGAAGAUCACUAUUGGUCCACAAAACACGUCUUUUACGACCGAAGGACUGCCUUGGGAGUACACGUGGACCAUACCAUUUGACAUGCAAGGGCUGAUUGAACACAUGGGCGGUAUCGAAGCGACUGAAAAACGACUUGACCUCAUGUUUGUCCCUAAUCUCCGAACAGUGGACUUGGGGGUGGGAGUUGGAUCAGGAACAACACUUUUCAAUCCCGCCGUGAACCAGUCUCAUAUCAAUAUUGACGGGAAUUACUUUACUGGAGCAAACGGUCUUCCUGGGAACAGUGACGCCGGCGCUAUGGACAGCUGGAUGCUAUGGCAGAUGCUGGGUCUGUACCCGGUGGUCACCCAGCCGGUGUAUUUGAUCCUCGCGCCGUGGUUUGAAGAUAUUUCUGUUUCCGUCGGCGGUUCACAUACUUUGCGUAUCAAGGCACAGGGACUGUCCAACGACAGCUUCUUUGUUCAGAGCUUGAAGGUGAACGGAAAGCCCUGGAACAAGAGCUGGCUGGAGCAUAGCGACAUUGCAAAGGGCGGGCUUUUGGAGUUUGUCCUGGGGCCUGAGCCCAAGGAGUGGGAUACUGGGGAUGUUCCACCAAGCCCAGGGCAUCAGUAG